UGUUAGCACUGUCUCUGACAUUUGCUUUUUAAAUGACAGACCUUGAUUUGGGGACCAUAGGACUGUAUUUCCAUAAUUAGUUAGAAUUCUGCUUUUAGCCUCCUGGGACAGCAUGGCUUAUUAUUUUGGUGCAUUCUCUGAAGGUUAUCACCCUGUGGUGAAGAUAUGACUUAUUUGAAGAAAACCGGGUUAAAUCAGAGAAAACUUGAAAUAUGAGAUCGAAAUGUGGUCGGACUGGAAGACGGAGAAAGAAUAAAGCAGAGCAUGGAUCCAAUGCAAGUGGAGAGAGUCGGAGCCAUCAAUAUGAGUACAUACAGUUGUGCAAGUGGCUGAAAGAGAGAGGAUUUCAGAACAACUACCUACGGCCAGUAGAAUUUACAGAUACAGGACGAGGGUUGGCGACAACACAAUCGCUACAGCCUGGUGAGCUGAUUAUUUCUUUGCCGGAAAAAUGCUUGAUCACCACAGACACUGUCCUUCACAGUUACCUUGGGAAAUAUAUCAAAAGAUGGAGCCCGCCGGUUUCUCCUCUGCUGGCUCUCUGCACUUUCCUAGUCACGGAACGUCAUGCUGGUCACAAGUCCUGUUGGAAGCCAUAUCUGACCUUGCUACCAAAUAGCUACAGCUGUCCUGCUUACUGGGAAGAUGAUAUAGUGUCAUUUUUACCUCAACCUGUCAAACAAAAAGCCAUGGAACAGAAGACUGAACUUCAUGAUUUUUACAUGUCUUCCUUGCCUUUUUUUAAGUCACUACAACCUCUGUUUGGUGAAAACAUUGACAAUAUUUUGACCUAUGAAGCCCUACGAUGGGCUUGGUGUACAGUCAAUACUAGAACUGUGUAUAUGAAGCAUGAGCAGAAGGACUGCUUCUCAUCAGAUAAAGACAUCUAUGCGUUGGCUCCAUACUUGGACCUGUUGAAUCACAGCCCAGGGGUACAGGUCGAGGCUGCUUUCAAUUUAAAGAACCGGAGUUACGAGGUUAGGACUAAUGUCAGUUGUAGGAAAUAUGAGCAGGUGUUUAUAUGUUACGGACCUCACGAUAACCAGCGGCUCCUUCUUGAGUAUGGCUUUGUGGCCCUUAGCAAUCCUCACCAAAGUGUUUAUGUAACAAAAGAAGUCCUCCUUCGGCAAGUCUCUUGCAAAGACAAACAGAUGGUGAAAAAGUUCUCCCUUUUGCAUGAGAACAGCUUUCUAGAGAAUCUAACAUUUGGAUUAGACGGUCCAUCCUGGAGGCUUCUAACAGUCGCAAAGUUACUGUGUCUUGGGUCCGAGGAAUUCAUGUGUUGGAAGAAAGUGCUCCUGGGAAAUGUAAUUUCUGUGUCCAAUGAACACUCUGGAUUAGAACUGGUGAGAAAAACCUGCCUCCACCUUCUGGAGGAAACCUCACUCAUCCUGAAAGAGAUUUCUUCUUUUACAAGUAAGAACAUAUUAGUGGAAAAACACUUGGCUUUAGUUGAGGCCUUAAGGUUGGAUGAACUGAAAAUUCUUCAAACAUCAGCAGAUAUCUUAGAGAAUAUGCAUCGUGCUUCUCGGUGAAGAGAAAUUCAGAUUAUGGAAAAUAUGUGUGUGG
Molecule: messenger RNA, 1569 nt
Organism: Pelobates fuscus (common spadefoot toad)
Lineage: Eukaryota; Metazoa; Chordata; Amphibia; Anura; Pelobatidae
Gene: SETD4
Product: SET domain containing 4
Exons: 11
Coding region: 213-1535 (440 amino acids)
Biological process (GO): peptidyl-lysine monomethylation; peptidyl-lysine trimethylation
Molecular function (GO): protein-lysine N-methyltransferase activity; protein binding
Source: RefSeq, a predicted model, not a curated record